Drosophila kikkawai is the source of this 799-nucleotide messenger RNA. The record is from RefSeq and is a predicted model, not a curated record. Lineage: Eukaryota; Metazoa; Arthropoda; Insecta; Diptera; Drosophilidae.
CUGGCUCAGUAUAAAACGUGUCUAGCUAACGAAAACAACACACACAUAUAACAUUAUUAUUAUUGUUAUUAUUUUUUUGUAUUUACAUAACCAGUAUUUUCUAAAAGAAAAUUUCAAAAUUACAUCAAAAAUCUCUUUUGGCCAUGGCGAAGAAUAUAUUUCAACAGUGGAUAGGCGCAUUUAAGGGGAUCUCUCGACUUGUGCCCAGAGACUUGACUAUAACAGAUACUGCCGGGACUCUGCUGAAGGCUCUUCGCAAAACUGGCGUCGAUUUCAUGAAAACCCUGACCGCCAACAAGAGCCUUGUUGAAAUGCCGAAGAAAGUAACUUCCCUUGUGGAGAUGCCAAAGGAACAAACACCUAAAAAACUUUAUGUCCAACCAAAAGGCAAAGAUGCCGGGAUAAAGGUUAUUCCCUCUCUCAAAUUGCCAAAUCCUGAAUCCGCAAAGAAGAUCGAAGACCAAAAGCAAUCGGAGUGGUCUUUUGGAAUAUUCAACGAAGCUCUUCGUAAAACUGGCUCAAAGCAGUAAAAAAUGGGAUUUGUGAUGCCAGGACUGCCAAACAUAAAAUUUAAAAAAUUCCAAUGAAUGCCAAGAAAAUCCCAUAUCAGAUGGAGAUUCAUAUUUCCACGAAAUCCUCCCACUAAGUGGCAACAUAAAUGAAAAACUUUCUCGAAAUUUAUUCGGCUAGAGGAGUGUGUUCCAGUGCCGUCCCGUAAAUCCUAAAGGAUAAUAAUUGUUGUGUACGAUUUCUAAUCAGAUACAUUUGUUUUUCUAUUAAAAAAGUAAGCAAUGGCACA